CACAUAUCAAACAGUGUAAUAUGCUCAAAAAUCGAGUUUUGACGAGACCUUUGAUCAAAGGUUCUCAAUUGACAAACGUGCCGAAAUGUGCGUCCUUCAUACAGCCGAUGAUACCUAUUAGAGCGUAUGGACAUCUUCCAUUUAGGCCCAUAAGUAGGUCUGCUGUAUCAUUUUCGGAUUCCAGGCUGAAUCGUGCGUAUUUUGGUAUGAAGUAUGGGUUCCCAAUGAGAUAUUCAUCAAAUGCACCAAAAGAAAGCUCUGAAAAGGAUGUCGCAGACCCUAGCACGUUUGAACAACAGAAGCCCACAGCUCCAGUAAAGAAGGCUUCUAUGUGGCAGCGGCUGAAGGGGGGUGUUUUGCAUUUUUGGGAUGGAACUAAGCUUCUUGGAGUGGAAUUCAAAAUUUCCUCUAAACUUGUAUACAAAAUGGCAGUAGGUUAUGAGUUGACAAGACGGGAGAGUCGCCAAUUGACUAGAACACUUAAGGAUAUUGGUCGUCUUGUUCCCUUUUCAAUGUUUGUUCUCGUACCUUUUGCUGAAUUGCUUUUGCCUGUCGCUGUGAAGCUGUUCCCAAAUUUGCUUCCUAGCACUUUUGAGGAUCCCAAAGAUAAGCAAGCAAAGAAAGAGAAACUUCGUAAAGUACGCUCGGACGUUUCCGAAGUGCUUCGGGGUACUAUCAAAUCUGGAAAGUUUACCUUCUCUGAUGAAACACGCAAAUCAAAAGAAUUCCGUAAUUUCUUUUUAAAAGUUCGCACUAGUGGACAAUCUCCCUCCCGUGAGGAAUUAAUUAAUGUCUGUCAAUAUUUCAAGGAUGACAUUACCCUAGAUAACUUGUCUCGUGCCCAAUUAAUUGCCCUUUGCCGAUACAUGAAUUUGAAUGCUUUUGGUACCGACCCCUUGCUUCGCUAUAACAUCCGUUCAAGAAUGCGUCAAAUUCGCCGGGAUGAUAGAGCCAUCUAUAUAGAGGGCAUUAAUUCCUUAUCCGUUCCUGAAUUGUUCAAUGCUUGCAACUCUCGUGGUAUUCGUUCUCAAGGUCUUUCUCCCGCUAAGCUUAGGGAUGAAUUGAGCGUAUGGUUAGAUAUGCGUAUUAAGCAUGGAAUUCCGUCUGUUAUUUUGAUGCUUUCUAACGCUUUCUCUUAUGGUUACCAUGAGGGUACUUAUGAAUCUCGCUGGGAUGCUUUACAAGACACGCUUGCAUCAAUCCCUGACGAACUUUACCAUGAGACUGUGGUUGAUAUGCCUAGUGAAGAAGUCUCUAAUAAGCAACGUCUUGAAAUUUUGAGAGAGCAAGAAGAACUCAUUGAGGAAGAAGCUGAAAACCCUGAUAUCGCGAACAAGGAAAAAGAUAGUGCCAAAGCUGAACCCACUAAUUCUGCUCAACCCAAAGACAACAAGAAAGUAUAAUGUUUUUUGGUAACUUCAUAAGCAUAAACUUACAUUCAACCAAUUAGAAAAUAUCAGGGGCAUCAGUUGGAGAGCUCCUGGUCUCCCAUCUCUCCUUUUUCUUAUAUUAUUUAAAGUUAUGUCUUUCACUGUUCUUUUUGAUUACUUACUAGUUGUUAAUGCACUUUCAUGGUUACCUGCUUUAGCGAUUUUUGAUUUCUAUGUUUUUUAAAAAAAAAAGUUGGAUGAAUAGGAUUUUCGAAUGUUCAAAACGUAUUGAAUUUUGCUAUUAAUAGCAGAUAGGAAGUGUAGGAGUGAGAAAAAUGGCUAGAAAUUUGGACAUUGACGAACAUUUAGGGUAUAAAGUAUUUUUAUAUUCGUAAGUAAAAGGAAAUAUAUAAACUAAAACGAAAAGAGUAAUUUAAGGACUAGUGGUUUGGUGAAGAAGUUCGUUGGCUGCUACCAAAACUUCUUUCGGAAGACCUGUGUUUUGUUAGUUUCAUAACCUUCAGUGUCAAAACUUACCGGCUACUUCAGCUACCCUUAGUCCGUGGGAUCUCAUGUUAACACCCUCUCGAAUCUUAUAAUCGAAAGUGAAUGUAUCAGUAUUCUACCAAGUUAGCUUUCGGGUGAAUAAUUAAAAGAUACAGAUAACUUACCUCGUUAACAAUUAUAUCAGUGCAGUAGCACUUAAUGUUUUUAUAUGCUUUAAAUUUCUCUGCUAAUUCAUGAGCAUGAGUAGCGAAUAGUGUGCGAGCCCUAUUAACAUCAGACAAAUAUUUCAAGCACCCAUAAGCUAUCGCUAAACCAUCUCUAGCAGUAGUCCCGCGUCCAACUUCGUCCAUAAUGAUAAAAGAUCGGUUUGUUGCAUUUUUUAAAAUGAAAGCAGUUUCCAUCAUCUCCACCAUAAAGGUGGACUGUUGAUGAUAUAAAUUAUCGGCGGACCCAAUCCUGCUAAAUAUCUGAUCCACAAUACCUAUUUUUGCAUAACUCGCCGGUACGAAGCUACCCAUCUGCGCUAAAAUAGAUAUAACUGCAUUUUGUCUCAAGAAUGUGCUUUUACCGGCCAUGUUCGGACCAGUUAAAAGCCAGAUAUUAUCGCCGGAAUUUCCAACCAAACAGUCAUUCGGUGUAAACUGAAGUAAUUUAUUCUUAAGACCUUUUUCAACUAUAGGAUGGCGACCUUGAAUUAUUGUAUUUGAUAGAGAAUCAUCCAAUAUUGGUCGAGAAAACUCGCAUUCUGCAGCUAAAUCAGCCAACGACGUAGAUAUAUCAAGCUCAUCUAAUAUAUUAGCAGUUUCACGUAUUUUUUUAUGCUCUUCAAGCACCGUAUCAAUAAUUAUUUGAAGUACUCUAGCUUCUUCUUGAUGAAUAAAAGAUUUAAC
Molecule: messenger RNA, 2767 nt
Organism: Schizosaccharomyces cryophilus OY26
Lineage: Eukaryota; Fungi; Ascomycota; Schizosaccharomycetes; Schizosaccharomycetales; Schizosaccharomycetaceae
Product: inner membrane protein
Exons: 2
Coding region: 21-1403 (460 amino acids)
Biological process (GO): intracellular monoatomic cation homeostasis
Cellular component (GO): mitochondrial inner membrane
Molecular function (GO): ribosome binding
Source: RefSeq, a predicted model, not a curated record